GUAGUUUGACAUUCCUUGUCAACAUUCAAUUUAUAUUUUAUUCAAAUGCAUACACGUGCUUCAGAUUGCAUUACAAUAGUUCCGAAAUAUAAAUACAACCGAUGAAUAUGGAAAUACAAACGAAUGAAAACCUGAUUAAGAAAAUGGAACAAGCGGUAACUGUUGAAAUAUGCGAAGGGAGUGCAAAAAUUAUUUCCGAAAAUCGUGUUUUCUACAAUCCGGUGCAGCAAUUUAAUCGGGAUUUGAGUCUAUCCGUGCUAUCAACAUUUUGGAAAAUUUGCCAAAAUGAAAGUGAACAACGAAAAAGUGGGAAAAAAGUGGCUGGCAAUGACUUUUCGGAUGGUCUCCGUGUUUUGGAAGCACUCUCGGCGACUGGACUGCGAAGCAUUCGAUAUGCCAAAGAGGUCCCUGGCAUCAAAGAAAUUAUCGCCAACGAUUUAUCUUCAGCGGCUGUGAAAUCGAUUAAAGAGAAUAUUAAACUAAACAAUGUUGAGCAUUUAGUUACGGCAAGUGAGGCGAAUGCAACGACACUGAUGUACAACUCUGUUGACGCCAAAAGUCGAUUCGAUGCAAUUGAUUUGGAUCCAUAUGGAAACCCAACAAUGUUUUUGGACGGUGCCGUGCAGAGUAUAUCCGAAGGCGGUAUUUUACUGAUAACUGCUACCGAUAUGGCGAUUUUAGCUGGAAACAAUGCAGAAUCUUGUUAUGCGAAAUACGGUUCGGUGCCAUUAAAAACAAAGGCAUGUCAUGAACAAGCUCUGCGAAUUCUAUUGCGUUGCAUUGAAUCGCAUGCGACACGAUAUGGAAGAUACAUUAAACCACUGCUAAGUAUUUCGGCAGAUUUUUAUAUUCGUGUUUUUGUGCGCGUAUUUACAAGUCCGUUGGAAUGUAAAAAGAGUAGCAGUAAACAGUCGAUGUUUUAUGAAUGCACCGGGUGUUCGACGCACACAUUUCAACCGCUCGGUAUUCUCAAACCAAAUGGAACCGAAAAAAAUCCAAAUCAAUUUAAAUAUGCUCUGCCUGUGGUUCCAAGUGUCAAAGAGAACUGUGAACAGUGCAAAAGUCGUUAUCACAUGGGCGGACCGAUUUGGACGGCACCAAUUCACGACCAGGCAUUUGUGGACAUGCUUUAUAAUUUAAUUCAGACAGAACCGUAUAAAAAUCUUGAAACAAAUCAACGUAUUUACGGCAUGUUGUCAGUGAUUCGAGAAGAAUUGUUAGAUGUACCGUUAUACUAUACGCUAGAGCAUGUGUGUUGUGUUUUGAAAUUACAAUGUAUACCAAUAGUUAAAUUACGUUCGGCUUUGCUUCAUGCUGGAUACAAAGUAUCUUUUUCACAUGCCAACAAAACCUCAAUUAAAACAAAUGCACCGUCGAAUGUAUUGUGGGACAUUUUACGGAAUUGGGCCAAAUUGAAUCCAGUGAAUGCAAAACAUUUAGAAAAGAAUCCCAUCGUUAAGGCUAUGUUCAGCAAAGAACCCGAAAAUACAUACAAUUUGAAUGACAUUCAUCCCGAGGCAAAUCCAAGCAGUCGAGCCAAGGCGUUGUCUCGUUUUCCGGCCAACCCAAUGCCAAAUUGGGGACCGGGUACAAGAUCAACACUUAUGAUUGGUGACGAAAAAUUGCCCAAAAAAAUCCAGAACCAAAAUAAAAACAAACAAAAGCGCCAAAAUGCUGAAACAACGGGUGAGAGCCAAAGUAAACAAGCAAAAACAAUAUAGGCAAAACGAAAGUAUGACGAAUUAACCAUUUUCGAUAUGAAAAUUGUAUUUUGCGUUUAUACAGAAAUGUAUAAUAAUAAAACAUGUAAAAUAAAUUCAAAUCACCUGUAUAAAACGAAAUAAAA
Molecule: messenger RNA, 1846 nt
Organism: Contarinia nasturtii (swede midge)
Lineage: Eukaryota; Metazoa; Arthropoda; Insecta; Diptera; Cecidomyiidae
Gene: Trm1
Product: probable tRNA (guanine(26)-N(2))-dimethyltransferase
Exons: 5
Coding region: 102-1721 (539 amino acids)
Biological process (GO): tRNA N2-guanine methylation
Cellular component (GO): nucleus
Molecular function (GO): RNA binding
Source: RefSeq, a predicted model, not a curated record